AUGCUUAUCGUACUCCCACUUGGGCAAUUACAACUUACCACUCGACACUCUACACUCCAGUAUCUCAUCUCAGUCACGUAUUGUCACACGCAGUCUAACAUCCAUAUGGGUAGACCAAAGCACCCUGUCUGUGGCCCCCCACCCAUCAACCGACCACCCUCCAAAGGCAAAACAUUUACCAGCAAGAUGAAGGGCAGCGAUGCGAGAGACCCAAGGGGUGACAACCCGAGCACACAUGAUGCAUUGCCCGGCAGCUCCAUAGGCGGCUGCGCCAGAGACCUCAACGCAAGGACCCUCUAUGUGGGAGGCAUUGACGUGUUAGUCGGCCAUGCCAGAGACCACAACGCGACAGGCAGCAAUGCGACAGGCAGCAACUCGGUGCACGAGCAUGUAGCAGGAUGCGGCAAUGCAACAGUUGGCCAUGCGUUGGGUGGGAACUCUGCGAGCAAGCACAUAGCAGGAGGUGGCAACACAUUGGGCAGGAUUGCAUCAGGCAGCGACACAUCGGGCAGGAACUCAGGGGGCGGGCACAUAGCAGGAAGGAUGGCCAUGGUGGUCAAGGGAAUGGUCAGCGUCCGGAAGACGAUGGCCGCCAACUGCAGAUACUGUGUCAUCCUCCGACGCUUGGAUAGUCUUGUCGCAUGGCACGCCGCAUUCAAGCACACCAGGGCUGUUGAGCCUCCUCACAUGCAAGGUGGUGACUCGAGGGCAGGCAGAACCAGGCCCACGAACCUGUCAGGCCGGUGGGACGAGGACCCCACAGGAGGCAAGGCGACGGCCACAACCAUUUCAUACAAGGGGGACAGGGGCUUAAAGGCAGGCAACGCGAUGGCUGUGAACAUGUCAAGCAGAAGGGGCAGAUACUCCAUAGCAGGCAACGUGAUUUACGCAUCCGAGGCAGACAGGUGGGGCCGUGACUCUGAUGGGGUAGAUAACACGUACGCAUUUGCAUCAAGCAGGGACGCGAGAGACAGACACAUGCUGGUGCAAGAUGUGACUAUCGAGGAGUGGAGUCUCCGAGUUAGUUCCCUCCGCCCCUGCUUCUACAUGAGGGGGGAGUGA
This is a messenger RNA of Heterobasidion irregulare TC 32-1, 1062 nucleotides long. RefSeq lists its product as uncharacterized. Lineage: Eukaryota; Fungi; Basidiomycota; Agaricomycetes; Russulales; Bondarzewiaceae. The transcript has 5 exons. The coding region runs from base 1 to 1062 and encodes 353 amino acids. The record is from RefSeq and is a predicted model, not a curated record.